AUGAGGAAGAACUUAGGUCCCGGUGUUGGUGGUUGGGCCAUUUCUUUAAAGGGAGUGAUGAACAUUGUCGUGCUUAUGGGAUUUGCAAUUUGUGGCCUGUACUGGUGGACGAAUAAUUCUGUUCCUCUUCCAGAAUGUAGUGUGAAGAAGAAGAAGAAGCCUAAAAUGAGAAUAAUGGAGAGCUUGAAACUCUUGGUGUCUUCAAGAUACAUAAGAGAUCUUGCCACUUUAGUGGUUUCUUAUGGAAUCAAUAUUAAUCUUGUUGAGGUUACAUGGAAGUCUAAGCUCAAAGCUCAGUUUCCUAGCCCCAACGAGUACUCUUCUUUCAUGGGUGACUUCUCGACUGCAACUGGAAUUGCCACGUUCAUAAUGAUGCUUCUAAGUUAA
This is a messenger RNA of Vicia faba (fava bean), 387 nucleotides long. The record is from the annotation of a GenBank genome assembly. NCBI's taxonomy places the organism in Eukaryota, Viridiplantae, Streptophyta, Magnoliopsida, Fabales, Fabaceae.